GCUGAUGACGAUCAGGUAACAAUUUCAAAUACAACCUGUGCGGCCGACAUUUGCCAUAACGGGUUUAUCUAUGUCUAUGAGAAGUACACAGAAGGACAGGACAAUUUUAGUGUUGGGUUCAAGGAGACCACUGUACAGAGAAUUUGCAACCCUGAAUUUGCAGUGAAUACACCAAUAAUGGCUAAAUCUGGGGCAAACAAUUACAACUCUGAAAUAGAUGCAACUUUGACAAAGAAUGAUAAAAACACCUGUUUUGAAGCUGAAGAAACAAACAUGGAAAACACAAUAAAUAUGGCAAAGGAGACAUUGCUGCACCCAUGAUGGUAGUCCUGAGGACAGAAGUACAAUGCAGGAUGAAACUGGCGCCAGAGAUCUUGUUCAGGAAGAAAUGAUCACGAAGGAUGAAACGGACACUAAUGAUGAAGAAAUCAUUUGUGAAACUCAUUCAGACUUUUCUCAAAAUUUAAUAAUCACAGAGGAUGAGCUUAGUGACUUUUCUGAAGAUGACAUAGAAAAUAGCACAGAUUAUUUCUACAGAGCAGAAGACAACACAAACCGAACAAAUUGUAAUCUUGAUCCAACAAUGUACUUUUGUAGGUUUUCAAACUCCUUCAAUAAUUGUUGGAUGAAUGCCGCGAUGCAGAGUAUUCUCAACCUAAGUAUUGCCAGAAGGUUUGUGGCUCACUAUCCUGAAGCUGUUUUUGGAGCUUUGUCAGGAACUCCAUUGUUUGCCAGCCUUUUCCGUACAGCUAUGUACCAUCCAGGAAAAUAUUUUUCUCCAGAAGAAAUCUACAAAGUUCAGAUGGAAUUAAGUAAAAGCAUAGAAUCAGUAGGUUUGGCACAAGAGGACGACCUAACAAACUUUUUGUCUGCUCUUUUAGUCUGGCUUAAUCCAUGUGGCAUGAAUACAAGUUGCAUGCUGUAUAGCGCAAUCACUUGUGAAUUAUGUCAGGAGGCUUUACUUGACAUCAGAGAACUUGGUCCCAUCCUUUACCUCCCACCUCCACUACCUUACGACAGCAUCACAUCUCUGCUUAAUCGGUGGGUUUCUGAGACCUAUGCAGAAUGUUGUGACGUCUGUUUCUCCAAUUUAAAGAGAAAAGAUAUUCUCAAUCACACCGAUGUGAUAGCCUUGCAUCUGCCACGGUCAUACAACCAGGUUGAUUUAAAAUAUCCUGUGACUCCUAGUCUAACUAUUGACAUUCCUGUUAAAACCGGAACCCAGUUGUACCGUCUAUCCUCGGUCAUUUGCCGCCAAACCCUGAGUCCUCAGAUCGACCACUUUUACACAUAUCUAAUGUGUGGACAGCUGGUUUUUAAGGCUGAUGACGAUCAGGUAACAAUUUCAAAUACAGCCUCUGCGGCCGACAUUUGCCAUAACGGGUUUAUCUAUGUCUAUGAGAAGUACACAGAAGGACAGGAAUAUUUUAGUGUUGGGUUCAAAGUGACCAUUGACAAUCAUGAAGUAUAUCAAGACCCUCUUCAAUAUGUUAUGAUCACAGAGGAUGAACUCAGCGUCAGUUCUGACAAUAAAAUACAAAAUGGCUCUUAUUAUUUUUGCGUAGUAGAGGACAACACAAGUCAAAGAAAUUCUAAUAUUGAUCCAACCAUGUACAUUUGCAAGUUUUCCAACUCCUUCAAUAACAGUUGGAUGAAUGCCACGAUGCAGAGUAUUUUGAACCUUACUGUUGCCAGACAGUCUGUGGCUAAGUGUCCCUCAAAGGCCUUUGGAGCUUUAUCAGCAACUCCAAUCUGUGCUAGCCUUCUCCUAACAGCCAUGCACUAUCCAGGAAAAUAUUUCCCCCCCGAAGAAAUCUACCAAGUUCUGAUGGAAAUUAGUGAAAACAUGCCAAUACUAGGCUUGACACAGCAAAACUAUAUAGCAACAUUUUUGGGAGUUAUUUUGCAAUGGUUAAACCCAUGUGGCAUUAAUUCAGCUUGCAUAUUAAACAACAUUAUCACUUGUGAACGAUGUAAGUUGGCUACAUCGGUCUUGUCAGAGGUAGGUCCCAUAGUUUACCUGUCAGAUGCAAAACCAAAUGAAACAACAGCCUCUCUUCUUCACCGCUUUGUUCUUAAAGACUGCGAUGAGCACCAAUGUAACAUCUGCCUCUCCAACACUAAAAGAAACAUCUUCCUUAGCAAUACUGAUGUGAUAACUCUGCAUCUGCAACGGCCUACUAAUCAGGGAGGUUUCAGAAUACCUGUGAUUCCCAGUGCAUGCAUUGACAUUUCAUUACAAAAUGGAGCUCAGUUGUUCAAUUUGUCCUCUGUCAUUUGUCGCCAAACCCUGUGCUCACAGACUGACCACUUUUACACAUAUCUGAAGUACAAACAACUGAUCUUUAAGGCUGAAGAUGACCAAGUAACAAUCGCACACAAGGACAGUGCAGAAGACCUUUACAAAAAUGGGUUUAUGUACAUUUAUGAGAAAGAAAGAUGAAACUGAGAAGACUUAGGAAACAAGCCAAUUUAGAAAAAAAAACAAAAAAAAAAACAACAUAAACACAAACAAGAUUAAAAAAAGAUUGCCCAACACCCACAGAACAUGCAAAAACACCCCCCAAAAUAAGAAACUGAUUAAAAAGAAAACCUUGCAAAAAAA
Messenger RNA from Poeciliopsis prolifica (blackstripe livebearer), 2605 nucleotides. RefSeq lists its product as uncharacterized. Gene Ontology annotation, biological process: protein deubiquitination. The coding region runs from base 347 to 2443 and encodes 698 amino acids. Lineage: Eukaryota; Metazoa; Chordata; Actinopteri; Cyprinodontiformes; Poeciliidae. The transcript is spliced from 2 exons. Gene Ontology annotation, molecular function: cysteine-type deubiquitinase activity. The record is from RefSeq and is a predicted model, not a curated record.